Molecule: messenger RNA, 6676 nt
Organism: Drosophila persimilis
Lineage: Eukaryota; Metazoa; Arthropoda; Insecta; Diptera; Drosophilidae
Gene: Nipped-B
Product: nipped-B protein
Exons: 23
Coding region: 82-6366 (2094 amino acids)
Biological process (GO): establishment of mitotic sister chromatid cohesion; establishment of protein localization to chromatin; replication-born double-strand break repair via sister chromatid exchange
Cellular component (GO): Scc2-Scc4 cohesin loading complex
Molecular function (GO): chromatin binding
Source: RefSeq, a predicted model, not a curated record
AUUUCUAAACCGAAUCGUAUACAAUAUCAAACCAUUCUAAAGAAAGGCACACCAGUCUGAAAGUCCAGCCUGUCAUAAAUAAUGGGGGACCGUGACAUCCCGAGCGUACCCGUCACAACGUUAGCGGGUCUAACCAGCACUUCUGAUUUGCUCAGCGAGCUACCUGUAUCCGAUUCUCUCCUGAGUGCGGCCUCACUGAAUAAGUCACUGCUGUUCCAUGCUUUAGUUGCAAGUGAAUCUGAUAAUUUGCUUUCUGUCCGAGAUGGGACUCUCGUACGUCAGUUGGUGAAUGCCAUUGAACAAACAAAUUCGGACAAUAUCGAGCUAAAGCCAGAGUAUACUAUUGAACAACAUGGAACUAAUAUUAGUACCUAUCCAGAGCUACUCCAGGGCAUUUACAAUUUCCGGCCAACUGUUUUCAACACGCCAUUGAAGAUAACGCGAAGUGAACAUAAUAAAGCCAAGGGACUAACCCCCAGCGAACACAUGGAGGGUCAACUACAUUCCUCUCCGCAGCCGACAGCGUCAUCUACUGAUCUAUCUCAAAAUAUGCAACAAUGCAAAAAAUCUUCCAGUAUGGCUGGUACUGACGUGCUUCCAGAUGAGUAUUCCAUGAUCAGCUCCAGGACAAACGUGAAUGAUUUCAAUAAAAGAAUGGAGAAACCGGCAAACCAAGACCAAGAUGUUACACAAACACUUCCAAAAAUCGAGGAAAUGGAAAUCGCUCAGAACGCUUUAGACAUAAAGAACCCAAGCUCAUCUUUAUAUUCUGUGCAGCAACAGUAUUUCAGUCCCCUUAAAGCUCGGGAAUAUUCAUUGAAUUGCGAUAAUCUUAAGCCCGCAGACAAUCGUCCAUCUUUUCCUCGGAUGGAUGAUGAAUUCCCGUUCUUGGAAUCACCAAUUUAUCAUUUACAAGCUGCUAUGACAGAAUCCCAAGCUCCCACAACAUCGACCUCAAUGAUCCAAGGCAACUUCCAAAAUGUAUUAAAUUUACAAAGACAACAGAUUACGGAAUCUGCUGCACAUCACAAAGAUCAACAAAAAUCUUUACUGCCAAGCAACAAAAAUCAGUUACCGACGCUAUCCACCAACGUGCCAGACGAACAAUUAUUACCUGCAACUUCAACAUCGCUGAUAAGUAAUAAUAGUGGACAUGCAAUCGGCCAAGAACCGCAUCAAAACAAUAAUUCAGCUUCGACUGCCACUUCGACAUCGACGUCAUCGAGUGGCAAGUCCCAGGUUCGGUCACCAGAAUUGGCUAGAAGUAUUGGGCUACUACAACAAUCAUCAGAACAACAGCCCAAUACGAGAUUGAAUAUAGCCGCUGAGUUAGAAGUCGGUAGGACCACUACGGAAUCUUUAAACACAACAUUGGAUAUGUUUUCAACAAUUAAAGCAGACGAGAAACGGUUUGCUUCAAAGCGAAAAAUGGCUAUUUCAAUUGGUGAUAUUCCCCCGGAACAAAUAUUCUCAAAGCCCAAAGUACGUCGCGUCGAACGAAUAAUAGCCGUUUCCAACUCAAAGGAUUCAAAGGAUGAAGUAACUCGGUCACAAACAUAUCAACAUUUUAUGAGAAAUAUGGAACAAAUUAUUGAGAUGUUGGACGAUACGGAAUCCCCAAAUUUUGAUUCAGAGCACGUUGACGAAAAUAUUGAAUGCAUUUCCCCAAAACUUCUUAAUACGAUGAGCAAUGAUGUGGCCAAGUUAAAAGCUAAACAAGCCUUGGACUCCAUACCGAAAAACAAGUUAACCCUUCUAAUAAAUUACGCUAUGCGUAAUGUUUAUUUAGCCAGAAAUUAUUUUGCUGGACCAGAAGACGAAGAUGAAAUUGUAGAUGAUGAAGUAAUAGAAAAAAUUUUAAAUGCAAUGGAUGCUUGCUUACUUAUUUGCAAUAUAUAUUCGACAGUGAGCGAUCUUAAGUUUUUGCAAGAGGACAACAUUUCACAUAUUAUCAAAUUUGCACAAUUUCAACUGCGCGAAACUAUAUUUCCUUGCCAUGAUCCUGUAUAUACAGUCAAGAGUACGAAGAAGACUACUAACCGCAAAAAAAUUAAGUCGCAUCAAGGACAUCAGCGAAAUCUACAGAUCUUUUACUCUAAAACAGUUGAGCUAUUAAAAGUUUUUGUGGCUCUUUUUGAUAAGUGUAUAUUUGUCGAUACUAUAGUUUUGCCGCUGUCGACGCUUGCUAUAGAACCAUUCUUUGUAGACAAUAUUGAAACAUUGCAAUUUGUGUGCUUGGAACUAGUAACUACUAUAUUUCGGAAAGAAAGAUACGAUAAAAUAAGGAACAGUAUCUUGGGAGACAUAUUGUCGUCGAUUGAUCGGUUGCCUUCAUCCAAGAAGAACCUUCGUCCGUACAAACUUACAAAUAAUGGCGGAAAUAUUCAAAUGGUGACAGCACUUGUGCUGCAAUUAAUUCAAUGUGCUACAAUUUUACCAGACUCGCUUUGUGAUAACGGAAAAACGACCACAUUUCAACUGACUGUUGAUAACGAAGAUGAUCUUGAAAACAGUGCUAAGAAAAUAGUUAAACCAAACAAAGAUAUAGUGGUUUUAAAAAAGUAUGAUGUAGCUGUCAGUAUUGGAGGCAAUUUCUUAACAACUUUCUUAAACAAAUGCAAGUCACGGUCCAAUGAAACAGACUUUCGACCGCUCUUUGAAAAUUUUAUCCAUGAUCUGCUGGCCACCGUCAACAAGCCCGAAUGGCCCGCAUCUGAACUGCUGCUUUCACUCCUGGGAACUAUGCUCGUCCGAUAUGUGUCUGAUAAGGGUAUAGAGCAGAGCAUUCGCUUAGUGUCCUUAGAUUACCUUGGCAUAGUAGCUGCUCGUCUGCGCAAGGACACAGUUGAGUCCCGAUGUAAAGUUAAUAUAAUUGAUUCAAUGAUUAAAUCAAUAAAAGUGGAACAAGAAAAAGAGGGAGAUCUAUCCAACAAUAACACAAAAAUUGAACUACACCCAGAAGAGCAGCGAACGGAAUUUCUGCAGAAGAUUCUUCUUGAUUUUCUGGCUGUAAAUGCGCAAGAAGAAAAUUUAAUUUGGGACUACGCACGACACUUUUAUUUGGCUCAAUGGUACCGAGAUGUUAUCUAUCAGAGACGUCGAAUAAAGGAUGGAGAAAAGGGCUUCGCGUUGAGAAAAUCUAAAAUCCGAAAUAAACGGAAAACAGGUGAAUACUUGGAAACAUCAGAUUCUGAAUCGUGCGAAGAAAAUUACAACGAAGACUCAACAAAAAAUGGAAAUCCGUCUAUUGAAUUGAUUGAUUAUGAACUCAACCUUGAAAUUUUUAACGUUUUAGAGGAACGAAAACAAUAUUUAAUCAGUAAAAUAAAGCCAUAUUCGGUUUCUGGCGAACAACAUCACACAUCACACCAGCAAAUUAAGACUUACAUAGAUUAUAAUAAUGCACAGCUAAUAGCGCAAUAUUUAGCUACUAAACGGCCCUUUAGUCAGUCAUUUGAUGGAUGCUUAAAGAAAAUUAUUUUAGUCGUUAAUGAACCGUCCAUAGCAGUAAGGACACGUGCAAUGAAAUGUCUCGCUAACAUUGUGGAGGUGGAUCCAUUGGUACUGAAACGAAAAGAUAUGCAAAUGGGUGUUAACCAGAAAUUCUUAGAUACUGCUAUCUCAGUACGCGAAGCUGCUGUAGAUUUGGUUGGAAAAUUCGUACUCAGCAAUCAAGAAUUAAUUGAUCAGUAUUACGAUAUGCUAUCGACUCGAAUAUUGGAUACUGGAGUCUCCGUGAGAAAAAGAGUUAUCAAAAUAUUGCGUGAUAUUUGUAUUGAAUAUCCAGACUUUGAGAAAAUUCCCGAAAUUUGUGUUAAAAUGAUACGACGCGUUAACGAUGAGGAAGGAAUUCAAAAGCUUGUUACCGAGGUUUUUAUGAAAAUGUGGUUCACACCGUGUAUGAAAAAUGACAAACACGGCAUACAACGGAAAAUUAAUCAGAUUAUAGACGUGGUAAAUACAGCCCAUGACACUGGAACUAUAUGGUUAGAGGGACUUUUAAUGAGUAUUUUCAAACCGAAAGAUAACAUGCUAAAGAACGACGGAAGUAUCCAAGAAGCUGUGAAAAAAAAUACUGAGCCACCUCAAGAAAUAGUGCUGGCAUGUCAGCAAUUAGCUGAUGGGCUUAUAGACCGGCUGAUUGAAUUAGAAGACACUGAUAAUGCGCGAAUGCUCGGUUGCAUAACUACACUGCAUUUGCUAGCAAAAGUGCGACCACAGCUCCUGGUUCGGCAUGCAAUGACUAUUGAGCCUUAUCUAAAUAUUAAAUGUCAUUCAGCCACAGCUGCAAAAUUCAUAUGUGCUGUUGCAGAUAUUCUCGAGAAGGUGGUGCCCCUUGUUAAUAACGCUAGCGAGUCUUUUUUGGCUUCUUUGGAAGAGCAUUUAAUGCUCUUGGUUGUUUCGCGGAACCAAGCAGAAGUAACCAGUUGUGUAUCCUGUUUGGGCGCACUCGUCAAUAAGAUUACAAAGAACUAUAAAUUGAUCCGCGAUUGUUUUCAAAAGUUCUAUCGCGUUCUUGAUGUUUCUCGUAAUCAAGUGGUUCAAAAAAACUGCAGUGCAGAUAAUAUUUACACGCCUAGCUUUCGACGCAGCCUUUUUACGAUUGGCAUCCUAAUGCGAUACUUUGAUUUUAAGUCACCUAUUGCCUUAGGUGAAACAAAUGGGGGCCUUCCGGCAUCGAUAUGUGAUGAUGUGUUUGAGUGCUUGAUGUUCUUUUGUCGUUGCUCAAAUCAAGAAAUUCGAAAGCAAGCUCUGAUUUCACUUGGUUCUUUUUGUGUUCUGAACGAUGAUUACCUAACACGAUCUGAGCUUAAACAGUUUUACUGUGAUUUGUUAAACUCCACCACAAGCGAUGGUGGCAUAAAAAUAAUAUGUAUGCGUAAUAUUUGGAUAUACUUAACAGAAUCUGAGAUGUUUAUGCACAAUAAGGAAAAAGAAUGGGAAAAACAAUCAAAGCACGAAGACCUCAAGGAAAUGAAUGACGUGUCGUCAGGCAUGUCAAGUCGGAUAAUUCAGCUCUAUUUAGAAGAAAUCCUCAACUGUUUUCUUAAUCGGGAUGAUACGGUUCGACUGUGGGCUGUUAAAGUAGUACAUAUUGUUCUGCGCCAAGGCCUAGUUCAUCCUGUUAGAAUGGUUCCAUAUUUAAUAUGCUUAAGUACCGACCCCAAGGUAGAGUCGGCCCAUAGAGCUGAUGCCUUAUUAAAAGACAUCGAUAAAACCUAUUCUGGCUUCGUAAAUAUGAAGGUUCAAUUUGGAUUACAACUUUGCUUUAAGUUACAGCAAAUCUUGCAAAUAAACAGCCGGGGAAACGUUGAAAUCAUUCGAGGUUAUGCAAAACGAGGACCAGAACACGUGACUACGGCAUUAAAUGACUUUCUGUAUACUUUACUUCGGUCCACAAAGCCACAGAGACGUGCACUGGUUCAGACUGUUACAAAACAGUUUGAUGAUCAGAAAACAUCUCUUCAGCAAAUGCUGUAUAUAGCCGAUAAUCUAGCAUACUUUCCGUAUGUAGUUCAAGAUGAGCCUUUAUAUCUGAUACAUCAAAUAGACUUGCUGAUUUCAAUGGCUGGAACACAUCUACUUGCCACAUUUAAGGAACAUUUGAAUCCAAAUGACAAGGAGGGAGAUGCAUUAGAGGAUGAUGAUGACGUGGAGGAUCCUCAAGUUUUGUUUAAUCGUUUGCCAGAAGACAUGACCGAGAUAAAAAAAUGUAUUACAUCCGCCGAAGCGUGCAUGCUCCUUUUAAUACUGAAAGAUCAUUUAAAGGACAUGUAUGGUCUCACAGAUGGUAAAAUUUCAAGAUAUUCGCCUUCCGAGCAAAAAAUGUAUGAAAAGGCGAUUACACGUAGAGGCGUCAACGACUUCAACCCUAAAACAACAAUUGAUUUAAUUAAGAAACAGAAGUCACAGCAGCUUUCAAACUCAGAACCUGAUUGUUCCUCAAGACCACUUACUAACGAUGAAAAACUAGACCUUGUCGUCAAGUACCUGGAUUUCAAGCAACUUAUGCUAAAGCUGGAUCCAGAGGACGGAGAUUCAGAUGGGGAUGAACUGCGAGAAAAAUCAAACUUAAAUAACUCGUCCGUUUCUGAUGGUCUAAUUUACUUAAACUCUUCAAAAGGUUCUAAACCACCAAAUGAUGACAGCAGCUUUUGUUCGACACCAAAUGUAAGCAAUGUGCAAUCAUCAACAAUACCUGCGACUUCAACGGAUGAAGGUACACCGAGGUCUCGAAUCGUGAAAUCAUCAAUUUUUCCUACAAAACCUAGUGGUCGUAAGCAAUACAUAGCACGAAAUAAGCGAAAACGGCGCAAGAUAAUGUCGUCUGACGACGAUGAAGUCAGUGAUGAGGAAUAUGCGUGAGCUUGAUCCUUUCUGGUUUUCUUGUAUAUGGUUUAGCAACUAAUAACAACUCGUUUUGGUAUACUUAUUUAUUACUCUAUAAAUAAAAAUAUACUAUUUUCAUGGGCGUUGUGUUCUUCACAAGAAACCUAUAAUAUUACAUGUACAAAAAUUAAUAAAUGUUUAUUUACAAAAUAAUUUUAUCUGUAGGCAAUUCAAAUAUUCGAUAGAGUUAAUUCCGAAUAAUUAACUGUUAUGAAUACAUGUUCAGAAUCUAAAACUCUAAGGUUUUAAUAAAUAUUUACACCUACGAAAAUAAUAUUUUCAUUUA